AUAGAAGGAAAGAGGGGAAGAGGGGGAGAGACUGGAAGGAUGGAGAGAGCAUUGCGUCAUCGGGGGUGUGUUGAUCGGGAGGCAGGCCGAGCCGGCUGUCAGUCAGUGACGCCAGCAGAGCACGUGCGCCGGUCAUGGCUGGGAAGAUGCUGCGUGGCGGUUAUCUGGCUGUGGGGGAGGAGAGCUAGAAACAGCCACAGCUCUUCUUGUCGUCGGGGUGUGACCGAUGGAUGGAGAGUGUCCGAGUGUGUGUGUGUGUUUGCAGGGUGUGUGUGCAUGCAGAUGCUGCAUGGGGUGCAACCGGAGCUGCUGCUGCUGCUGCUGGUGAAUAAUGCAGACAGGAGAAGGGAGUGUGGAUGGCAUGCGGGGAACCAGAUGAAUAAUGCAUCCUGCCGGGUUAUGAGCUCUGCAUUAGUUAGUUGAGCUGGAACCUGUGGCUUACACAACUGCCCAUCUGCCUGACUUACUGUCCGCCUACGUUUCUGCCGCCAGCCUUACUACCUGCCUGACUAGACCCAGAAAAUGUCUCACUACCAUUUCAUCAAAUGCUGUUGUUUCCAGCUAUGUAACGUCUUUCGUCAAAACAUGGAGAUAGACCAGUGCCUGCUGGAGUCUCUCCCCAUUGGCCAGCGACAGCGGCUGGUCAGGAGGAUGCGCUGUGAUCAAAUAAAGGCUUACUACGAGAGAGAAAAGAGCCUUCAGCGCAAGCAGGGCGGAGUCAAAGUCCGGGCCCCGCCCUCUCACCGCAAAAAACACCGUAUUCGAUUCAACCUUACUGAUGUCAUAAAGGACGCCAUCAUUCGCCAUGACGACAAAGAAGUAUUACGUCUCCUUAAGGAGGGAGCAGAUCCCAGCAGUCCCAUUUCUUCUGGAGGAUCGUUGCUACACUUGUGCGCUCGCCAUGACAACGUCUUCGCGGCAGAGCUCCUGAUCGAACGCGGCCUGAACGUCAACCUGCAGGACGAGGACCUGUGGACGGCUCUGCACGUAGCCAGCGCGUGUGAUCAUGCAGAUCUGGUGUUGCUGCUGCUGCUGGCCGGGGUGAACGUUUUGCUCCAGGACGUCAACGGGAACAUUCCUCUGGACUACGCCUGUGAGGGGACGGAGACAAACUACAUCCUCCGCAAACAUCUAGAGGAAAAUGGUGUGGACUUGUCAUCACUGCACGCCAUGAAGGCUCAAAGAUCCAGCAACAUGCUGACUGAUGUUCGACAGCUCAUCGCAUCCGGAGGAAACCUCGACCAACCCAAUGAUGACGGCGUCACGCUGCUCCACAUAGCCUGUGCCGGCGGUUACAGAGAGGUCGCAUCCCUGCUGCUGGAGAAUGGAUCAAACCCUCACCCUGCUGACAACAACCUCUGGACCCCUCUCCACCUGGCUGCUAAAUACGGGCAGACAAGCAUCGUUAGUCAGCUCCUGAGGCGAGGUUCCAACCCGACUCUGUUGAACUGCAACCACGACAAGCCCUCAGACAUCGCUGCGUCAGAGCCCAUAGCUGGCAUGUUGCUGAAAGUGGAGGAAAGCUGGCUGCAGCGCCUGAAGGAUCCGUCUGCUCCUUUACCCACCACCGACAAACGCUAUGACGGUGGAUCACAUGACCUCAACACCCCUGUAAAGAACUUGAAUCCACUGGGUCUCCCCAUCUCAAAGCAGGACAGUUUUCUAGAGAAGUGUGCCAUGUUCAGAGAGGCAGGUGAGGCACUGAGCCGGCAGCCCUCCCAGGACAACGGCCUCGACGGUCCCUUCAGCUCUGGAGCCAGCAAACUGGAGCAGGUCAAGUUGAUGCCUCCAGCGCCCAACGAUGAUCUGGCGUCUCUCAGCGAGCUAACUGACAGCAGCCUGCUCUACGAGAUGCAGAAGCGCUUUGGGAACGACCAAAUCUACACUUACAUUGGACACAUUCUUCUUCUUGUCAAUCCAAACAAAGAGCUGCCAAUCUACUCUACUUUGGUGAGUCAGUUGUACCUGAGCUCCACGGGCCGACUCUGCUCCUCCCUGCCUCCUCACAUCUUCUCCUCUGCAGAGAGAGCAUACCACAUGAUGCUGCAGGAGAGACGCCCACAGUGUUUCAUCCUCAGUGGUGAGAGUGGCUCUGGGAAAUCAGAGGCGUGCAGACACAUAGUGAGGCACCUGACAGCUCGCUCCAGUCCCAAAGGCUUCGCGCUGGAGCCCAGAAUGAAACACGUGAACUGUAUUUUGGAGGGGUUUGGCCAUGCAAGGACUCAGAGUAACAACAACUCAAGCCGCUUCAUCAAACUCUUCACAAUCCAGUACUGUGACAAGACGAAGACUCUGCUCAGAGCUCGUGUGCACACCUACAUGCUAGAGAAGUCUCGCCUGGUCCACCUGCCUCCACACCAACACAGCUUCAACAUCUUCUACCUGAUGGCUGAGGGCCUGUCGUCGGAGGAGAAGAGUGCACUUUACCUCAAUAAUGUCCUGGCUCAUAGGUACCUCAGUAGAGAACAUCCAGGUGAGAACCCUCCAGUAGCUACAACCUCUACCCAGAGCAGGGAACACAUCACUGCUCUCAAACAAGCUCUGCGAGCCUUAGGAUUCAACAAACAGGAUGUUGACUCAGUGUUUACAUUGCUGUCUGCUGUGCUCCAUAUUGGGGAUCUAAGAUUCGCGGCGGUGACAGACGCUGACACAGCCUUCCCUUCAGACCUGCAAAUGCUAGAGAGAGCUGCUGGAUUGCUGCAGGUGUGUCCUAAUGACUUAAGCUCCGCCCUCACCUGUGAUAUUCAGUAUUUCAAAGGAGAUGUCAUCACUCGGCGCCACACGGUGGAGAUGUCGGAGCAAUACAGGGACCAACUAGCCAAGGCCAUUUACGGGCGUCUGUUCAGCUACCUGGUUAACAGCAUCAAUGACUACCUGCAGGGACAAGAUGACAGCAUUGGGGAUCCUGCUUUGGAAAUUGGGAUCUUGGACAUCUUUGGGUUUGAAGCUUUUCAGAAGAACGGAUUUGAGCAGCUGUGUGUAAACAUCACCAACGAGCGGCUGAGGACGUACGUCUCGGAGGUGCUGUUUCAGCAGGAGGAAGCUGAGUGUCUGCAGGAGGGCAUCGCCAUAGAGACCCCGCGCUCCCAUGGCAACCAGCCGGCACUUCUGGACUUCUUUCUCCAGAAGCCUCAGGGUCUGCUGAGUGUAGUAGACGAGGAGAGCCAGAGCCUGCGAUCAGCAGAACAUACACUGUACAAGCGGCUGUCAGCACAGCUCGAGUCCAACCCAACUCCUGGCAUCUCUCUCACCACCAAGGAUGGAAAUGGGAACCCUCCACCCAAAGACCAGGGUCCAGCAUUUACUGUCAGCCACUACGCUGGACAGAUUUCUUAUGACCUCACGGGAUCCCUGAUCAGAAACAAAGACUCUCUCCCUCAGAAUCUCUUGUUUACGCUGAAGUCCAGUGAGAGUGUGUUACUGCAGCAGCUCUUCCAGUCCAAGCUGACUCAGACUGGUUCUCUGGUGCCAGCAGCCCAGGGUCGUGUAGGGCUGAGGGGGCCCAAAGCUGCCUUGUUGCUCCGCAGGAUGUCUUUGGCCUCCCCGAGUAAUGCCGCCAUUGUCCUCCAACAGCCGCGGAGGUACCCUGACCUUAGCAAGAUGAUGAAGAAGAAGGGAGCAAGCUCCUUCCUCCAGCGUCUGGAGCGAUGUGGUCCAAUCACGGUGGGCGUUCAGCUGCGGAACUUGUUGUCAGAGAUGAUCAGCAAGCUGCAGAGUUCAGCGCCUCACUACGUGGAGUGUGUGCGCCCAAACGCCAGCCGUCAGCCAGACAGCUUUGACAGCUUCCAUGUGUCGACCCAGCUGCAGUACAUCGGCGUGCUGGAGAUGGUGCGCGCGAUCCGAUACGGAUACCCCGUCUGCCUGCCCUUCCUAGGCUUCCUCAGCAGGUAUAAGGACCUCGUGAUUCCUGCAUUUGGAAAUAAGAAGAAAGUGUCACCAGAGGAGAAGUGCCGCUUGGUUCUGCAGCAGUCCAAACUCCAGGGAUGGCAGAUGGGCAGCAGUAAAGUGUUCCUGAGGUACUGGCAGGCAGAUCAGCUCAACGACCGCUGCUACCAGCGCCGCAGGAAGAUCAUCACCUGUCAAAAAGUGGUCCGGGGUUGGCUGGCCCGACGGCGCGUUCGCCGCCGGCUGACACUGCAGCAGAAAGAGGAGCGCACUGUGCAGCGCUUCCUGCAGGGGGCGGAGGACAUGGGGCUGCGAACCUACGACCAGCUGGUCAUUCAAAAUGCCUCGGAUAUCGCGCGCGAGAGCGACCGGCUGCGUUGCCAUGGCAGCAGUCUCCUCAACACACUUGGCAGCAGCCCGCCGCUUGGUGAGAGGCCCGAACCGGUGGGCAAGGAGGAGGAGCAACCUGUCAGGAGGGUUGUGGAGAAAAUCGGGAAAGUCCCUGAGGGAUCUGUCAACGGGAGUGGUCGAGUUAUUCGCCACUUUCGCUCUAGCUCAGUUCCCACCCCUCUCGCCAUGGACAUCAUGGUCCAUUCUACAGCCAGUCAAUCCAUCAAACCCACCCUGCAACAGUCAGCCCAUACCACAGAUGACUGGGCCGGUGGGGGAAGCCUCGCUUCUCCUCGGAAGCAGCCUCCUCCCAAACCAAAGAGGGAUCCCAACACUCGUCUCAGUGCAUCUUAUGAAGUCGUUAGUGCCGGGUUGGUGAUGGGAGUCAAAGAGAGCCCCACACCAGAGGGAUGUGGUUCCCCGGCUGGAAGCCCUCCAAAAUCCCAGCUGUCCCCAACAGACCCUGCAGGCUUCUCCAAACCCCGUCCAUACAGUGAUGACUACACAACCAUGAGGAAGGUGCCACCCCCCAAACCUAAACGCAGUCCCAACACUAAGCUGACAGGCUCUUAUGAGGAAAUCAAUGCUGCAGCUCCACACCUCCACCAACUGCGCCCUGCUGAUGUAAAGCUGGCUCUGCUGUCCCGGGCUGCGGGGCUGGGAGGACACGGUGCUCUGAUGCAGAAAGCAGCCUCUUUAGAUGCAUCACCAGGGGUGGCACUGAGCCUGUUCCAGUGCCAAGAUGAGGAGGAUGUCUACAUAGAGAUGGUGGGUUCUCAACCCCGAGCACAGAGCCUCCAAGAGCCUCCUGAAAGUCCCGACCUGCUUGACUCAGAAGCUGUCUACGAGGAGAUGAAGUACGUCCUUCCUGACGAUGGUGGAGCUCCUCCUACGGUAGCUGCCAAGGCAGCCAAGCUGGAGGCUCUUGGCUUGGCUCUUUUGGGACUAGGGACAUCUCCUUCUCCAAGUGGAGAAACUAAACGGGUGAAAGCAGCAGCGGUCCCUGCCAGUGACGUCCCACACGCACAGAGCAUGUCCACCACCGGGGCCACAAAACCUCAGCAAGGAAAAGACGGUAGCUGUGAUAUCCCCGCCCCUUUCCCCAACUUGCUCCCACACCGCCCUCCCCUUCUGGUUUUUCCGCCCUCCCCUGUCACCUGCUCACCAGCUUCUGAUGAGUCACCUCUCACUCCGUUGGAGGUAAAGAAGCUGCCUGUUUUUGAGACAAACCUGAACUAUGCUACUGGACCAGACAGCCCUCUGUCCCCACAGUUUGCUCGCCAGAGGGCUGAUUCCUCCCCAAGCCUCACUGUCUUGAUGCCAGAGAAGAAGUCGACACCUCCACUCACCCCACCACCACCUCCUCCUCCCCCUAAUGCCCCACCUCCCCCUUACAGACCCCCUUCCCACUUCCCUUUCCCACCUGAGGCAGGUUUCCCAGCUCUAACCCGAGCAGCAUCCAUUAUAGGGAGUACGGAAUCCACUAAAACGCCAUCAUCACAAAGGCCGGGUGGAGACCCACUUGGAAAGCCACCGCCGUACUCCCCAGUGAAGAUGUCCCGUCCCGAACCUCGGAGAGCUCACUCGUGUUCAUCUUCUCCCCUACUGUUUAACCCAGCCAACAGCAGAGCGCUGACCAGCCCCCUGGAUGAGCUUAACACUCUGUUCAGCUCUGGACGAAGCCUGCUGAGGAAGUCCUCAUCCGGGCGGAAAAUGAGAGACGGAGCAGGAUUCAAUUCUAACAUCAAUGUGCCGGGGCGGGAAGAAUGUGGCUCUGCCCCCACUUCACCGUCUCUGCAACUGCAGGACAAGAAUGCCAACAACCACUCGCCACACUCCUCAAGCCCCGCCCCUGUAGAGAAUGGCAACCAGAUUCCAAAUGGUUCUUUGGAGGAUGAGAUUCAAAGCAAAUCAAACUCGUCCACCUCGACGUCUCUGCACAGACACUUGGACAGUCAUCACACUCAGGUGCUCCAGCGGUUACGGCUGGGCGGCGGGAAUGAGAGCGCCGCCCUCAGGGAGCUUCUGGGAUGGCGGCGUGCACAGUGUGAGGUGCGGAGUGACUGGCGGCACCGCCCACCUCGAUGCCCACCCCUGCCCCCCACGCUGCUCUGGACCAACAGGAAGCCUUCUCCAUGACAGAGGCUCCCCUCAGAGGCUUGGAUGCUGCUGUCUUUUUGGUUUUGUUCCUUCGGCGGUUCUCAACAGAGGAUCAUCCAUCUCCAUCUCACCUGGAACCGCUAUGGAAGUCCGAUCUGUAUGCUUCUCUGCAACCACACUGUGGCCCAA
Molecule: messenger RNA, 6564 nt
Organism: Thalassophryne amazonica
Lineage: Eukaryota; Metazoa; Chordata; Actinopteri; Batrachoidiformes; Batrachoididae
Gene: myo16
Product: myosin XVI
Exons: 35
Coding region: 523-6414 (1963 amino acids)
Biological process (GO): negative regulation of G1/S transition of mitotic cell cycle; neuron projection morphogenesis; phosphatidylinositol 3-kinase/protein kinase B signal transduction
Cellular component (GO): perinuclear region of cytoplasm; myosin complex; nucleoplasm
Molecular function (GO): cytoskeletal motor activity; protein phosphatase binding; actin filament binding
Source: RefSeq, a predicted model, not a curated record